Molecule: messenger RNA, 5741 nt
Organism: Callithrix jacchus (white-tufted-ear marmoset)
Lineage: Eukaryota; Metazoa; Chordata; Mammalia; Primates; Cebidae
Source: RefSeq, a predicted model, not a curated record
UCCUCUCCAGCUCCAUAAAAGUUCCACCCACUCGUCGGCGCUGUCAUGGCGGGUGUGCUGAAGAAGACCAGUGGCCUUGUGGGAUUGGCUGUGUGCAACACUCCACACGAGAGGCUGAGAAUAUUGUACACAAAGAUUCUUGAUGUUCUUGAGGAUAUCCCUAAAAAUGCAGCUUAUAGAAAAUAUACAGAACAGAUUAUAAAUGAGAAGCUGGCUAUGGUUAAAACGGAACCAGAUGUUCAAAAAUUAGAAGACCAGCUUCAAGGUGGUCAAUUAGAAGAGGUGAUUCUUCAGGCUGAACAUGAACUAAGUCUGGCAAGAAAAAUGGUGCAGUGGAAAACAUGGGAGCCAUUAGAAGAAGAACCUCCUGCCGAUCAGUGGAAAUGGCCAAUAUAAUUAUUAAGUGAUUUUGGUGGGUUGAUGGGAAACUGAUGUAAUUAAAUAUUCUAUUCUAUUAAGAGCAUGUUCAUUGACAUAAUCAAGAAAACUGAUAUAGAAAAUAUCUAGGAAACUUAAAAUUAGUGAUUAUGGUAAUUCGGUCAUGUGAAUCCAUUUUUGAUUUGUAAAGUAGUCACACAAAUUAUUUCAAAGAUAUUUCUAUGAACAGAGACGUCAUGGGAAGAUUUGAGAAUUAAUUAGAAAAAUUCCUACAGAUCUUCAGUAUAGAGGCCAUAAUCAAAAAGUAAAGUUUCUUUAGUAGUAUGUUCAAUAUAUCAUUCAUUUUAAAAAAUUAUCCUGAAGAAGAAAAGAAAAGGUCCUUAGUUAUUAUGGUGUAAACAAAUUUAUAGAUCACUGUUUAGAAAAUGAGUGAUAUUUUCAAAUGUGAUAAAAUAGCACAAAUGACUGGUAAUAAAAUUUGAAAUUAUGGUUAACCUCCUUAACUGUGAUCUUACGGAUGUAAAGUAAAAUUUAAAUAUAUAGUUAUAUAUUGAUUACAAAAUCCAUAAUGCCAUUUUGUUUUAGUCAUUAUUUGAAUUAUACCAUUUACUCUGUUUUCUUAGUCUUAAUUUUAUUACAUUUUGUUGUUACUAUAUUUGAAAACCAUCAAAUUAGAAUACGUUGUACAGUUGAAGAAAUUGACUUGGUACUUGAAAGAAAUAUUUUCCACUGCAUAGAGGUACUUGGAAAAACUUUUCCUUUUGUUGUAUUUGUGUAAGUUAGCUUUCUGGCCCAUAGCCUUUUAAUUUUUUAAUCAACCUAAUUACAUCAGGAUAGAGGUAGAAUUUCUGUAAAAGAAGAGACAUUAAGAGUUCCUGAAAUUUAUAUCUGGCAAAUGGGUAGGCUUAUAUUCAAAACAUCUUAGUCAUACGGCUAUAAAUUCAAAGUGGAAUCACUAAGUAGUUUGCAGUACGUUUCUAAUAUAAGUGUAGGUGGGUAUCAAAACAAGACAAAUGCUGUUCAGGGAAAGAAGUUGGCAAGGUUAAAUUUAAACAAAAAUAAAAUUACAUGUGUUUUUGCCUUUUAAAAAAAAAAAAAAAGUUCCACCCUCCUAGAACAAUCCUCUAAGUUCACCAGUCUGCACCAACACUUCCGCUUCACCUUAAGGGGAAGAGGGUAGCCACGCGUUUCCCCUCGCCUUUACCCUCUGGCCAAGGUACAGCUUGUCUCAGUGUAGCACCAGAUUAGAGGGCAGGCCCUCCACUCUGCCUGGUCUCAGCCUCAAAACCAGUCUGUCUGGGAGCUAGGACAGAGACUAUGUGAGGUAUUUUGGUCAGAUGGCUCAGAAAACAAAUUCUGUGGCUGCAGGCUCUAUUUUCUUCCAUAUAGAGCCUGCGGCCUUAAAGGCUGUUCAGAAAUGUAGGCAGACCAACUGGACACAUUAGAUGGCUCUAUUAGAUUAAAGCUUUACCGUUUAGUUAAAGAGUCUUCCAACAUCAAGGAAGGAAGGAUACAUCAUGAAAACCGCAGUACUGGGAUGAUAAGUUAGCUAAUUUAGACAAAAAAUAGUCCCUUACCUCUACCAAAAGCAAAAUGAACUUCUGAUGGAUUAAAAUUAAAUAUCUUUAAAUUUCACAAAUAGAAAGAAUAUCAAAAUGAAUAUUUAUUAAACCUGUAGGGGUUGGAAGACUUUCUAAGCUUAGAAAGAAUGACCAGUUAAUGAUUUUUAAAAAUUUUUUGCUGAUAAUUUAACUUAUUGAAGUAUGCUGCAAAUACAACUAACUGUAUCCAUUUAAAGCUUUGGCAGAUGUAUACAUUCAUGAAACCACCUUUACAAUCAAACCGAAAUGUUUCCUCAUGCCCUUUUGUAGUUCAUCUUUCCCUCCGCUCCUGGGUUCAGGCAACCACUGAUUAGCUUUUGUCACUGAAUAUUAGUUUGCAUUUUCUAAAAUGUUAUAUAAAUGAACGUCAUCCAUUCUGUACCCUUUGAGUCUGGCAUUUUCCACUCAGCAUAGUGAUUUUUAGAUUCAUCCAUGUUGUGUAUGUUAAUAGUUAGUUCUGGGCCCGGCACGGUGGCUCAUGCCUAUAAUCCCAGCACUUUGGGAGGCCGAGGCGGGUGGAUCACGAGGUCAAGAAAUCAAGACCAUCCUGGUCAACAAGGUGAAACCCUCUGUCUACUGAAAAUAAAAAAAUUAGCUGGACAUGGUGGCACGCGCCUGUAGUCCCAGCUACUUGGGAGGCUGAGGCAGGAGAAUUGCUUGAACCCAGGAGGCGGAGGUUGCGGUGAGCCGAGAUCGUGCCAUUGCACUCCAGUCUGGGUAAACAACAGCGAAACUCCAUCUCAAAAAAAAAAAAAUAGCUUAGUUCUCUUUAUUGCUAAAUAGUAUUCUAUUGUAUGGGUACAGCAUAAAAUUUAUCAAACUAAUUUGUAAUACGAAAUCCUUUAAAAUGUAUUUCAGGGGAUGGGGAGGGUUUGAUCAAUAGAUACAAAGUUAGAGAAGAUAAGUAGGUUGUAGUGUUCUGUUGCACAGUAGGGUGCCUGCAGUCAACAGUAAGGUGUUGUAGAUCUCAAAAUAGAAGAGAAAGAGAAGAUUCUGAAUGGUAAAUGUUUGUCGUGAUGGAUUUCUCAUUUCCCAGAUUUGAUCAUUACAUGAUGUAUACAUGUAUUGAAACAACCCAUUAUAACCCAUAAAUAUGUGCAUAUGUGUCAAUUAAAAAUAAAAAAAAUUUUUUUAUGGCGGGGGCAAUGGCUUAUGCCUGUAAUCACAGCACUUUGGGAGGCUGGGCCAGGUGGAUCACCUGAGGUCAGGAGUUCAAGACCAGCCUGGCCAACAUGGUGAAACCCCGUCUCUACUAAAAACACAAAAAUUAACUGGGCAUGGUGGCUUAUGCCUGUAGUCCUAGCUACUCAAGAGGCUGAGGCAGGAGAAUCGCAUGAACCUGGGAGGCAGAGGUUGCAGUGAGCCAAGAUUGCGCCACUGCUCUCCAGCCUGGGCUAUGGAGUGAGACUGUCUCAAAAAUAUAUAUAAUAAUAAUAAUAAUAAUGAUAAUUUUUUAAAAGUAUUUCAGACCGUGUGUGGUAGCUCACACCUGUAAUCCCAGCACUGUGAGAGGCUAAGGCGGGUGGAUCAUGAGGUUAAGAGAUCUAGAUCAUCCUGGCCAACAUGGUGAAACCCCAUCUCUACUAAAAAUUAAAAAAUUAGCUGGGCAUGGUGGCACAUGCCUGUAGUCCCAGCUACUCGGAGGCUGAGGAAGGAGAAUCACUUGAACCCGGGAGGCAGAAGUUGCAGUGGGCCAAGAUUGUGCCACUGAACUCCCUCCUGGCAACAGAGCAAGACUCUGUCUCAAAAAAGUAUUUCAAAAGGCAAAUUUUUAAAACUGGGAAAAACAUUUUUGGUGAUUUUAACAAAUGAGUUAAUUUUUUUUUUCUACAAAGAGUUUUAUCUUUAUUAGCAUGUAAACACUGAGUCCCAGGUCAGAGGUAUUUAAAGUUUAUGAGGCUACUUUAACAGAUAGAAGAAAUUGCAUCAGAAACAGCCUCUUGCUAUCACAUGUAACAGUAAAUUAGCAUUUACUGGUUUUUUUUUUUUUUUUGAGACGGAGUUUCGCUCUUGUUACCCAGGCUGGAGUGCAAUGGCGUGAUCUUGGCUCACUGCAACUCCGCCUCCUGGGUUCAGGCAAUUCUCCUGCCUCAGCCUCCUGAGUAGCUGGGAUUACAGGCACGCGCCACCAUGCUCAGCUAAUUUUUUUUUGUAUUUUUAGUAGAGACAGGGUUUCACCAUGUUGACCAGGAUGGUCUUGAUCUCUUGACCUUGUGAUCCACCUGCCUCGGCUUCCCAAAGUGCUGGGAUUACAGGUGUGAGCCACCGCACCUGGCCGCAUUUACUGUUAAAUAAUAUACUGUUAAAGUAUACUAAUUUGUACUAAAGAAUAAAUGCUGAAAAACUGUUGGCAGAGGAGAACACCACACGUGGUGGCACAUGCCUGUAGUCCCAGCUACUCGGGAGGCUGAGGCAGGAGAAUCCUUGAAUCCAGGAGGCGGAGGUUCCAUCAGCCAAGAUCACGCCACUGCAGUCCAGCCUGGGCACCAGAGCGAAACUCCAUCUCAAACAAAAAGAAAGAGCGAGCUGGGUGCAGCGGCUCAUGCCUGUACUCCCAGCACUUUGGGAGGCUGAGGCGGGUGGAUCAUGAGGUCAAGAGAUCGAGACCAUCCUAGUCAACAUGGUGAAACCCCAUCUCUACUAAAUACACAAAAAAUUAUCUGGGCAUGGUGGCGCGUGCCUGUAAUUCCAGCUACUCAGGAGGCUGAGGCAGGAGAAUUGCCUGAACCCAGGAGGCGGAGGUUGCAGUGAGCCUAGAUGGCACCAUUGCACUCCAGCCUGGGUAACGAGCGAAACUCCGUGUCAAAAAAAAAGAAAGAAAGAAAACAAUUCCAGGGCUGGAUUCAGUGGCUCAAGCCUGUAAUGCCAGCACUUUGGGAGGCCAAGGCAGGCGGAUCACUUGAGUCUGGGAGUUUGAGACCAGCCUGGGCAACCUGGUGAAACUCUGUCUCUACAAAAAAGUAUUACUAUUGUUAUUUUUUUUUUUAGAUGCAGUCUCGCUUUGUUGCCCAGUCUGGAGUGCACGGCCUCAAAAUUUUUUUUUAAUUACUGGGGCAUGGUGGCACGUGCCUGUAGUCCCAAGCUACUUGACAAGUGAGGUGUGAGGAUCGCCUGAGCCCAAGAGGCAGACGUUGCUGUGAACUGUGAUCAUGCCACAGUGUGCUCUAGCCUGAGCAACAGAGUGAGACUCUGUCUCAAAAAAAAAAUUCAAUUUACAAUAGCAUCAAAAAGAGUAAAGUACUAAGGAGUAAAUUUAACCAAAAAAGUGCAAGACUUGUGCACUGAAAACUGUAAAAUAUUGCAGAAAAAUUAGACAAUCUAAAUGAAUGGAAAAAAAUCCAUUUUCAUGAAUGGAUUUAAUAUUAAGGCAGUACUUCCCAAGGCAAUCUACAGAUUCAGUGCAGUUUGUAUUAAAAUCCCAACAGCAUUUUUUGCAGAUAGAAAAAACGGCCAGGCGGUAUGGCUCACGCCUAUAAUCCCAGCAUUUUGAGAGGCUGAGGCGGGUGGAUCACUUGAGGUCAGGAAUUUGAGACCAACCUGGCUAGCAUGGCAAAACCCUAUCUCUACUAAUAAUACAAAAAUUAACUGGGCGUGGUGGCACAUGCCUGUAAUCCCAGCUACUUAGAAGGUUGAGACACAAGAAUUGCUUGAACCUGGGAGGCAGAGGUUGCAUUGAGCCGAGAUUGUGCCACUGCACUCCAGCCUGGGUGACUGAGUGCAACUAUGUCUCAAAAAAAAAAAAAAAAAAAAGAAAUAGGAAAA